CCAACGAUAUCUCCCCCGGGUGCUGGCGCACCGAUGCCCGGCGUGCUCCGUACCCCACACCUCGCUCCCACUGCGUUAUCUCAUCUCGGUGUAUGAUCACGUUAUUGAGCCCAUGUGAGAGGAGAAUUAUAUAUCCAGAUAUUUGAUGUACAAGAAACUUUGUAUCAUCAACCAUCGGACAUAAUCAAAUCACCAAUAAGAAAAGUUGCGAUUCAUCAGUCUCAAAGAAGAGGGAGCCAUGAUAAACAUGACCGUCGACCAACCCAUCCCGUUCAUCAUUCCUACGGUCGAUCUCGGCCCGUACCUGUCUGAUACAUCUACGGAAGAGGCUGCCAAGGUCGUGGAGCAAGUUCGCCGAGCCUCCAUAACCAGCGGGUUCUUCCAGCUCGUGGGUCAUGGCAUCUCGAAAGACUUGCAAAGGCGCGUGCAGAAAGCGGCUGAGGCUCUCUUUGCUCUGCCGCUAGAGAAGAAGAAGAAACUGAUGCACCCGACUCUGAAGAACAGAGGAUAUGAGAUUAUCGGUUCGCAGGCAUUACAAGAAGGCACCCUCCCCGAUUUGAAAGAGGGGUUUUACAUCGGGCAACAUAUACCACAAGAGGACAAGCGGGCGGAGGCCCAUCCUCAUCUAAUGGGGCCCAAUCUUUUCCCACAAGAGAUCCCCGAAGACGUUCUUAAGGCGCCCACAGAGCAGUAUUACUCAGAGUGCUUGAGUCUCGCGUCCAAAAUUAUGGAAAUCCUUGCCAAAAGCCUCCCAUAUGGCAACGAUAUAUUCGUGCCGUUCAUGUCCAAUGACCCUGUGUGCUCGAUAAGGCUGCUGCACUAUCCGCCACAAAAAUCGACGGAUGCCAGGCAGCUUGGCGCUGGAGCUCACACAGAUUUUGGCGCUAUAACAUUGCUAUGGCAAGACAUGUCGGGAGGUCUCGAGGUUCUGAACGACAGGACCAACGAGUGGGUCCCCGUUCCACCCAAUCCAGACGCUUACGUGGUCAAUGUAGGCGACAUGCUAUCAAUAUGGACGAAGAACGCGUACAAGAGCGCGGUGCAUCGGGUGAUCAACAAGAGCAACAAGGAUAGAUACUCGGUCCCGUUCUUCGUGGAUGGCAACACUGACGUCAAACUGCUCCCUUUCGAUGGUAGUGAGCCCUGGACUGGCAAGGUCAUCACGGCGGAGGAGCACAUGCUUGAGAGAUUGGGCACUACCUAUGGGAGAGCAAAGCAAACCGCCGAGGCGUCCUAGAUGUUAGCAUAGGCUUGAUCAAGUGUUAAUUGUCCAAUUGCGUGCCGUUGUUUAGUAGUCCAUAAGUAUCACAAGCAUGAGGCGUUUCACAAAGGUGCUGAUGAAGGCGCUGAUAUGAAGUUGGAAUGCAAUUCGUAGCUCAGGC
This is a messenger RNA of Truncatella angustata, 1382 nucleotides long. RefSeq names its product 2og-Fe oxygenase family protein. The transcript has 4 exons. The record is from RefSeq and is a predicted model, not a curated record. Gene Ontology annotation, molecular function: dioxygenase activity. NCBI's taxonomy places the organism in Eukaryota, Fungi, Ascomycota, Sordariomycetes, Amphisphaeriales, Sporocadaceae. Bases 239 to 1237 code for a protein of 332 amino acids.